Molecule: messenger RNA, 837 nt
Organism: Solanum stenotomum
Lineage: Eukaryota; Viridiplantae; Streptophyta; Magnoliopsida; Solanales; Solanaceae
Exons: 4
Coding region: 1-837 (278 amino acids)
Molecular function (GO): polysaccharide binding
Source: RefSeq, a predicted model, not a curated record
AUGGGUCAUUCGUUUGAAGGCGAGAGUGUAAAUUGUGAAGAUGCUUAUAACUGUGGAAGCAUACAUGGUGUUAAGUACCCGUUCUGGGGAGGUGGUUCGCGAUCAAGUUUAUGUGGUAACCAUGAUUUAUAUCUACAGUGCCAAGAUAAUCAGACAACUUUGUCUGUUCUUUACGUCUAUGGAAAACUCAUUGGCUAUAGACCUUCUGAAUUUCAUGUACUGUCAAUUAACCAGUCCUCACUCAAGAUGAGAAUGGUUCAUGAUAAUCACUGGAAAAAUGUUUGUCCAGAAUCUUCUUCACUCUACAGUCUCUACAAGUACAACACCACCUUAAUCAAUGGUCUCAGCUACGUCGCAGGGACUAGAUUUAUAAACAUACACUAUGGCUGCAGUUCUGUGGUCCUGUCCAGUGUACAGGUGCAGAGCAAUAUUAGUUGUUUUAUAAAUGGAACAAUCAACACUGGUGUGUUCUUUAGCGAUGAAUUUGUUACAAAUGUCCUAGGAUGUUCCUUCAGCAUACUGGUACCUCUUGUUUCCACUGCUUAUAACAAAUUGUGGGACGCAACUCUUACGCUGCAAGAGGCUGUGGAUGAGGGGUUUGAAGUGGAUUAUAGUGAUGCGUCAUAUGGGACUCAAGCAAACACUAAUAAGAUUCAUUUAGCAACAGGAAUAUCAAUUGCUGGAAUUGGGAUGUUAAUCUGCUUAGGAAUAUGGUACACACAAUAUAGAGAAUCAUUCUGCAAGUGCAUACGAUUAAUUAACGGCAAAACAGAAGAUCAGAGUCUAGAGGCCUUACUUAAGCAAUAUGGAUCUCUGGCACCAAGGAGAUACAGCUAG